Molecule: messenger RNA, 787 nt
Organism: Amoebophrya sp. A120
Lineage: Eukaryota; Dinophyceae; Syndiniales; Amoebophryaceae
Source: the annotation of a GenBank genome assembly
AAAGGAUUCACCGAGGAAGGACUUUCAAAACUUCAGUGCGAAAGCCCAACAGCAAAACGGUGGACAACAAAAAUCAUUUUCUCCAUCUCGCAAAUUUGGGGAACGAUUUUAGCCUCGAUAGAUAUCAAGACCGCCUACCUGCAGUCGCAAGUUCCCGAAGCUAAGCAGGACAAAAACGAUAUCUAUGUCGAGCCACCGAGGGGCGACUCACCUAUCCAGCCAGACGAAAUUUUCAAAAUGGCACGCCAUAAGCACCUCUAUGGCAUGAAAAGAGCUGGACGAAAAUGGUGCGAAACGCUCAGAGAUGCCCUAAUCGAGGACGAAUGGAUCGCGGACAGUGUCGACCCAUGCUUGUUUUGGAAAACUCUCACCGACGAAAACGGCAAGAGAGUGGUGAUUUCGUUUCACGUCGACGACAUGGUCUUCACAGGACGAGAAAUUUUUCUGAACAGCAUCAAGAACGGGCUAGAUGGCAAAUUUCAAGUCGGAACAUUCGACGCUAUUCCGGGAAACAACAGAGAAAACAUGAGCGGAAUGGCGAAAGUGAAUUCCUUCAAAUUUCUUGGCGCAGUAGUGUCGAGAAUUCAGAAAACGCUCUACGUUUCGCAAGCUCACUAUCACAAAAAUUUUUCGGAGAUGGCAACACCGACGGAACUGAACGAAGAAGAUUUGCUACCGCGGGCAUUACAGAGCGCAGCCCGAUCCAGUUUGGGUCAGUUGCUCUGGAUUGCAAUUUUCACCCGCCCCGACAUUCUCUUUGAGACCAUUGAGAUUGCGACCUGCGUUA